CGGAAAAAAGUAAUGCUUGCAAAAUCAUUAAUUAAAACUUAUCCCAUUCUGGCCUCGAACGUUUCAGAUGUACCCUAUGCAGCGUGGUUUCAUAAAGGUGGACGAGGAGCAGGACGGCAUGCUGGUUCUAUUCAUUAUAGAAUGGAAACCCUUGCAAAAAGAUCCUGUAGUCGAGUGUUCUACCGAUCAAGACACGAUGAAGCGACUCCAUCUUCUUCAAAAAUAAUAACGAACGACGAAUGUGGAGAAAAUAUUGAUGAUUUGGUGUACGAGUUAGAAACUAUUGUUCCCUUGGAAAAUUCAAUGGAAAACAUAAAAUAUUUAUGGAAACAAACACUGGCUUACCGGCACGAAAAGCGUGCCAGAGGGAUUUUUUCCCAAUUUAUGACCGACUGUUCUGCGGCUUCAGCCUUCGGAGGAGAAUUGAUAUCUUUAGAAUUCGAAUUGAUGAAUCCUACUGCUGCUAAAUUCGAAGACAUGUGGAAUGUAAUCCAACAGAAAAUAUUGGAAAAAUUUCGAAUAGAUUACAGGUACAUAAAAAAUGACCUGAUUCAGUCACUAUGUCUGGUACGAGAAAAAAAUACUAUAAGAGGAGCCAAGCGAACCCGCGAAGAAGACUAUAAAGAAAAUGAUGCGCGUACAUUAAAUCCACUUCACGGAAUAAUCGAUGGGAUUGAUUUCGAGACUUCAUUUCCGACACCUGAUGUCCCGCGCAUUAUAAUUGUUGCCAAAAUGUUUGAACUCGGCGAAUGCUACGUGGUGUGGAAAAACAGUACGAUUCAUGUAGGAAACAAUUUGAUUCGUGCAUUCAUCGUUCUUUGUCAAGCCUUUACAGUUUUCAAUGUAAAAUGCUAUGCGGCUGACAAACUUUUCUUUUCAUUUUUUCAUGCUUCAUGCUUCAAACUUGGAGCACUCAGUACAACUAGUAAUAAGUUUUUAAACCAGCUGUUUUAAAAUCAAGUUUAUAAAAGAAUUUAUUUACAUUCUCCUUAUUUAAAAAGCGCACCUGCUUUUGAAUAGCCAGGUGAAAAGCAAAAUUCUAGUGAUUAGAAUAAUAAUAUGAAUUCAUCUGAUAUAAUCAAUAUAAGAUUUUACUAUGAAAUAUUAGAACUUUCAUCGGAAAUAAUUAACCCACUUCAA
Messenger RNA from Anopheles arabiensis, 1140 nucleotides. RefSeq lists its product as uncharacterized. The coding region runs from base 13 to 954 and encodes 313 amino acids. The transcript is spliced from 5 exons. The record is from RefSeq and is a predicted model, not a curated record. NCBI's taxonomy places the organism in Eukaryota, Metazoa, Arthropoda, Insecta, Diptera, Culicidae.